AUGGUGCGGGGAAAGACGGAGAUGAAGAGGAUAGAGAACGCGACGAGCAGGCAAGUGACUUUCUCCAAGAGAAGAAAUGGACUUUUGAAGAAGGCUUUUGAGUUAUCAGUCCUUUGUGAUGCUGAAGUUGCCCUAAUUAUCUUCUCCCCUAGAGGCAAACUCUAUGAAUUCUCCAGCUCCUCUAGUAUAACAAAAACAGUAGAACGAUAUCAGAAACGAAUACAAGAUCUCGGCUCUAACCACAAAAGAGAUGAUAACUCACAGCAAGCAAAAGGCGAAACCUAUGGCUUGGCAAGAAAGAUCGAACAACUGGAGAUUUCAAAAAGAAAAUUACUGGGAGAAGGACUUGAAGCAUCUUCUAUUGAGGAGCUACAACAAUUGGAGAACCAGUUGGACCGAGGCUUAACCAAAAUAAGAGCCAAAAAGUACCAAUUAUUACGUGAAGAAAUUGAGAAGCUAAAAGAAAAGGAGAGGAACCUCAUUGCAGAAAAUAAAAUGCUGAUGGAGAAGUAUGAGAAGGAAAGAGGAGGAACAAUAGCAAGAACAUCAUCAUCAUCAACAUCGGAAGAAGUAGACACAGAUGAUGACAGUGAAAUGGAAGUGGUGACUGAUUUGUCCAUUGGACCUCCUGAGACUCGACACUCCAAAAAGUUUCCUCCUCCAAACUAA
Thlaspi arvense is the source of this 669-nucleotide messenger RNA. NCBI's taxonomy places the organism in Eukaryota, Viridiplantae, Streptophyta, Magnoliopsida, Brassicales, Brassicaceae. The record is from the annotation of a GenBank genome assembly.